GGGCGUGCGGGCGGGCGUGCGGGCGCCGCAGUGCUCGUGGGAUGGGGCGGCGCGCUGCCGCUGGCGGCCGGAAUCCGCGUGCAGCCCCGGUGCACGUUCUCUCCCCGUGUCCUGAAUCUGCACUCCCAGGCCCCCUGGAUGAGUGACGCCACAGUCUGCCAUGGACCCUGGCCCUGCCCUGGCUUGGCUCCUUCUCCUGAGCCUGCUGGCUGAUUGUCUGAAAGCCGCACAGUCCAGAGACUUCACGGUGAAAGACAUCAUCUACCUCCACCCUUCAACCACACCAUAUCCUGGUGGAUUUAAGUGUUUCACUUGUGAGAAGGCAGCAGACAAUUAUGAGUGCAACCGUUGGGCUCCAGACAUCUACUGUCCUCGAGAGACCAGGUACUGCUACACUCAGCACACAAUGGAAGUCACAGGAAACAGCAUCUCUGUCACCAAACGCUGCGUCUCACUGGAAGAGUGCCUGUCCACUGGCUGCAGAGACUCUGAGCAUGAAGGCCACAAGGUCUGCACUUCCUGUUGUGAAGGAAAUAUCUGUAACUUACCACUCCCUCGAAAUGAAACCGAAGCCACGUUUGCCACGACAUCACCCAUAAACCAGACAAACGGACACUCGCACUGUGUAUCAGUGAUCGUGUCCUGCUUGUGGGUGUGGCUGGGACUCACCUUGUAGCAGCUGGGAAGUGCCAUGGUCCAUAGCUGCACAUGAGCCAUUGACCCGAUCACUCAUGGGAAAACACCACUCACCAAGGUCAUCACAGCCCAGCCGAGCCUCCCCGUUCCCCCCUCACCAUAAGGAGCAAGUGCUGCUCCACGUAGGCAUUUCAAGACCUCAUCAAAGCCAGCCUGCCCUCUCCCCACCCCCGAAAUAGACCACAAAUGGCUUUCCUUCUAGGAAGUUGUUUUGCAUCUAAAAAUCUAGACUCUUAAUUUGGAAUCAGUACAUGAAGCCGUAGUCACCUUGGACCCCUCAGAGAUGCCCUUUGGUGCCUUCUCUGGACAGGCACAGGAGUUUUAGGAAAUGGGUAAA
Molecule: messenger RNA, 1033 nt
Organism: Erinaceus europaeus (western European hedgehog)
Lineage: Eukaryota; Metazoa; Chordata; Mammalia; Eulipotyphla; Erinaceidae
Gene: LYPD6
Product: LY6/PLAUR domain containing 6
Exons: 5
Coding region: 161-676 (171 amino acids)
Biological process (GO): positive regulation of canonical Wnt signaling pathway
Molecular function (GO): acetylcholine receptor inhibitor activity
Source: RefSeq, a predicted model, not a curated record